AUGGAACCAAAUAUGGAUAAAACUGCAUAUUGGCAAGAACGAGAGUUCUUCGAUUCAACGGACGACCCAAGCAUUUCAAUAUCGACAAUGGCCGACGAACUCCCCACGCUGACGGUGACAACUAUUUUAGGCGUGACGGUGGUCAUCAUCAUCGCUAUUGCCGUUGUCUUCGUCUUGGGAGUGCUCAUUGACUGCCGUCAACAGAGAAUAUUGGACAAAAAGAUCGUCGAGGUAAGAAGAAGGAAGAAUCUUCGUCGAGUAAAGUCGCAUCAACAUAGCGACGUGAUUAGCAUCGUAAAUGGCAUGGAAGAUCCUGGGUUGAGUGUGCCACCAGCGGAGGUCCUUCGAAACAUACCG
This is a messenger RNA of Iphiclides podalirius (scarce swallowtail), 357 nucleotides long. Lineage: Eukaryota; Metazoa; Arthropoda; Insecta; Lepidoptera; Papilionidae. The record is from the annotation of a GenBank genome assembly.